AUGUCAAAGAAAAGCACGGGAGAAUCAUCGAUGAGAGUCAUAAUAUUACCUUUUCUCAGUUCCCCUACGUCAUCAUUUAACAUCCGCCCGCCGGCAUCGGCAAAGCGUUGCCGCCGUGUCUCCCUGACCACAAUUGACGCUCUCGGAGCCGACACUCUAUUCAUGAUUUUCACUUUUCUCGACCUCGUCCACCUAAUUCGCUGCUCCGCCGUCUGCCACUCAUGGAGGGCAGUGAUUACUAAACUGAAGCUGCUGCAAUUACAGUAUCACAAGCAACAUCAGGCUGAUUCUGCUAGCGUCUCUGAUUUGUCUAAUUAUUCAGAAAAAUUGAUAAAUAUACAGAUGGAGCAGCUAGCUAUGGGUCAACAAAGAUCGUCUUUACAAGGAGGACAUGUUAGUGUUUUUCAGUGGAAAGCUCACUCGGUAGGGUUUACCAAAUGCAGAAUGAAAAUGGGAUUGAUUCUCACUGGUGUUGGAGAUAAGGUGAUGCGUCUCUGGUCUGCAGAGAGCUGUAAGGGUUUGGAUGAAUACCAGCUUCCGGAUAGAGCACCGCUAAUUGAUUUUAACUUCGAUGAAGGGAAGAUUGAGAAAAAUAUGAUCGUGAGUGUGAAUUCUAUUAGAGGAAUACUAGUAGGAAUUCCUACGAAGCUAGAAUUCCUACGAAGACCAUACAGGGACUUCCUGGCAACUGUUACUACACUGUUGCUCCAUACAGAGUUAUCCAUGGGAAGGGGUUCCGGCAUAAAGACUAUGUGUUUGAGCCCAAACUCAUAUUCACUAUUUUGUGGAUCAAGUACGGGCUAUGCAUCUUGUUGGGAUCUAAGAACAAUGAGAAGAAAAUGGGAAACACGAGUGAGUCCAAAUGUGCUUUACUCUAUGCAACAUCUGAGGAAUGAUGCAUCCACAUUGGUUAUUGGCGGAAUAGAUGGCGUGGUGAGAAUUGUCGACCAGGGCAGUGGCAAUGUACUGUCCAGAAUCAUCAUGGAGAAUAGCUCUGAAUCAAGCCGUUCCAUGGACAAGAACAAAUUAAUUCAGAAAAAGAAAGGAAUAAGACUUACGGAAGAUGAUCGCAUUGAUCUAUUGCCAAAUCGUCUUCCUAUAACAUGCUUGGCUGCUGGAAUGCAGAAAGUUGUCACUGCACAAAGUGAUAAAUGCAUAAGAGUUUGGAAGUUUGGUAAAAAAAUGACACUCGUCAGUUAUUAUGUUCCUAUGUAUGUCAAUCUUUCAUGUAUUGUCAUUGUAUAGAAGUUUUUUUUUCUUUAUGUAUUUCUUAGAUAUGAAAUCUGUUUUUGGUUAGAUCAACUUUAUCACUUGGUUUUAGCUUUAGCAGCUUUGUCUAUUUGUAGCCUUAUUGUUGCAUGGAUCAUGAAUUAAUGAGUAGCAUUACACUCUACUAGUAGCCUAAUUGGUGGAGUAGGUCUCAUGGCUGAAA
Salvia splendens (bonfire salvia) is the source of this 1432-nucleotide messenger RNA. RefSeq names its product F-box/WD-40 repeat-containing protein At3g52030. The record is from RefSeq and is a predicted model, not a curated record. The coding region runs from base 1 to 1245 and encodes 414 amino acids. NCBI's taxonomy places the organism in Eukaryota, Viridiplantae, Streptophyta, Magnoliopsida, Lamiales, Lamiaceae. Gene Ontology annotation, molecular function: protein binding. The transcript is spliced from 9 exons.